Molecule: messenger RNA, 1469 nt
Organism: Ochotona princeps (American pika)
Lineage: Eukaryota; Metazoa; Chordata; Mammalia; Lagomorpha; Ochotonidae
Gene: EDARADD
Product: EDAR associated via death domain
Exons: 6
Coding region: 402-1019 (205 amino acids)
Biological process (GO): signal transduction
Molecular function (GO): protein binding
Source: RefSeq, a predicted model, not a curated record
GGGAGACGUGGGCACUGGACAGGACGUGCACUCCGGUCACAGGGGAUACCCUGUGCCCUAGAGAGGGCUUUCUCUGUGCCCCAGCCAGCUGUCGCGGAACCCCGGCCCCCGCCCCGCGCCUCUGGAGGGAGGGCCGCGCGGAGAAGGGGCUUUGCCAAUUGCAAAAGCAGGAAGUGAGCACGAGGAAGAAGCUGCGGAGCCCCGGGAAGAGGAGGUGGAGGUGCUGGUGGAGGAGGUGGUGAAGGUGGAGGUGGAGCAGAAACGUGCAGAGUCGCCUAGGUUUGCUCGAAGCUCAUCUUGGAAGAGCAGGACUUUGUAUUCUGUGGUCCGGCUCUCUGGCCCAUUCCUGGAGGUCGCCCAGCCCGACUCCAACCACUCUCAUCUGUCCCCAUCCCGCCCCCAUGGCUUCUCCGGAGGACCCUCUGCGCGCAGAUCACACGACAAAGGAGCCAGUGGAGGACACAGACCCUAGCACUUUAUCCUUUAACACGUCAGACAAAUAUCCCAUUCAAGAUACAGGACUCCCUAAAGCUGAGGAGUGUGAUACAGUUCUUCUGAACUGCCCGGCAAGCUCUGAUGAGCAGCAUCAGGGAGAAGAAAAUGGCUUUCCAGACAGCACUGGAGAUCCGCUUUCAGAUGUCAGCAACGACAAGCCCUGUCAUGAAAACUGUACUUGUUCCUCCUGCUCACAUCGGGCCCCCACUAUCAGUGACUUGCUCAAUGAUCAGGACGUACUAGAUGUGAUCAGGAUAAAGCUAGAUCCGUGUCACCCAACAGUAAAAAACUGGAGGAAUUUUGCAAGCAAAUGGGGCAUGCCCUAUGAUGAAUUGUGUUUCCUGGAGCAGCGGCCACAGAGUCCCACCUUGGAGUUCUUGCUCCGGAACAGUCAGAGGACGGUGGGCCAGCUGAUGGAGCUCUGCAGGCUCUACCACAGAGCCGACGUGGAGAAGGUUCUGCGAAGGUGGGUGGACGAGGAGUGGCCCAAGCGGGAACGCGGAGACCACCCCAGGCACUUCUAGAUCGCUCUUCUUCCUUCAUUGGCCUCUUCAGAUGUUGAAACAACCCCAGGUCAAAGAGGAAUGUGAAAUCUGUUCUUUUUUCUUUUUUGAGUGUAAGAUAAGGACCUGUUGCCAUGGAUGUUGGUUUUCCCCAAAGCUGAUGUUUUUUGUGGAAGGGUAGGUUUUGUUUUGGUGGUGGAUGUAUGUUUCUUGGUUUUUGCACAUGUAUUUUAAUUUAAUAUUUGAAUCUGGAAUUGGGGGAAAAAUUUUAAAGUUCCUGUAGCAGCUGAAGUCUGCAAUCAGAAUGGAUUCAUACAACAAUGAAAAUGGAGGUGUCCUCUCCUUUAAAUACUGCUGAGGUUUUCCACGGGACCUGAGUUGUUGAUGACUCCAAGCAUACAAUCGCCAUCACACCAAGAUCCAUAGCGACCAAUGGCUUUCCCACUGAAGAAAAUAGCAAUGAGAAGUUAC